Strongylus vulgaris is the source of this 342-nucleotide messenger RNA. The record is from the annotation of a GenBank genome assembly. NCBI's taxonomy places the organism in Eukaryota, Metazoa, Nematoda, Chromadorea, Rhabditida, Strongylidae.
AUGCGCGCAUUGAGCAUCUUGGCUGCUAGCCAGCGAGGCCCUGCUGCCGAGGGAAAUCAAUGUGUGGACGGGGCAGCGCCCGCAUACGGAUAUGAGCCCGGCAUGAGCGAGAGGAGACAUAACGGGAAACAGAGAGAGGCGCAGAGAGCGGCCCCCGGGGACAGGCUGAUGGACGAAAUUUAUCACAGAGCAGACGCAGAACGAACAGCGAAGCGGCACAUGCAACAGAGCAAGCGGAAGAAUCGCAAAAAUUGCGCCGAACAGCUGAUGAAGCCAUCUACAGCAAUGCUGACGAAGCGCUGCAAGAAGAUCUCCUCGUUUUCGCGAGCAAAGCAUGGAUAA